AUGGAGCGGCGAUUUUGGGUGAGACCUGGACGCUGCUGUGCGUGGUGGGAUAACUUUGUGUGUGGAACUGUUGUGCCCGAGGAGUGGCGUGAGAACUUUAGAAUGUCGAGAGACUCGCUGUAUCAUCUGAGUGAACUGUUACGACCUUACAUUCAAGGCCAGACAACACGAUUAAGAUCACCGGUGGACGUUGUUACAAAGGUUGCUUGCACGCUGUACUAUUUAAGUGACGAAGGCAGACUGCGGAAAACGGCGAACGCGUUUGGAUUAGCCCGACAAACUGUGUCUAAAAUAAUCAGAGAAGUGUGCAGGGCUAUCACAUUUCACCUGGGACCCAAGUAUGUUUCACUUCCAUUUACAGAACCAGAGGUACAGACACUUGUCACAAACUUCUAUGCAACACAUGGCAUGCCGCAGUGUCUAGGAGCUAUUGACUGCACGCAUAUCGAAAUAAAACAGCCUUCAGCAAACUCCACUGACUACAUUAACAGGAAAAGCAAAUUCUCGCUAAAUGUACAGGCUACCUGUGAUUACAAAUACACAUUCAUGGACGUUGUUAUUAAGUGGCCUGGUAGCAUUCACGAUGCCCGCAUAUUUGCUAAUUCAAACAUCAGUGCCUACUUGAGAGACGGAAAGAUUCCUUCUUGUCCAAAAGUAAUCGUGGAGGGAGAAGAUCCUGUUCCUGUAUUUCUCCUCGGGGACCCGGCAUACCCCCUGCUGCCCUAUGUUAUGAAAGAGUAUGCUAGUGGAGGUGCUACUCCUCAGGAACAGUACUUUGGGUUGUCAUUGUGCAAAUGCAGAAUGGUGAUCGAGUGCUCCUUUGGACGUUUAAAAGCGCGAUUUGGAGCAUUAAGGAGGGCAAUGGACAUAAAUCUGGAUGCCUGUUUUGUUUUGCAUAACUUUUGUGAAGCUAACAGAGAAAUUAUUCCAGACCAAACUGUUGCUGCAGCUGUCCAGUAUGACAGAGACUUCCAGCCAUCAACACAGCACCAUCAUUUCCGAACAGAAUGUAAUGAAACUGAAGGAAGACGAGUAAGAAAUGUGCUUACCAAGUUUCUUGACCCCUGA
Molecule: messenger RNA, 1068 nt
Organism: Labeo rohita (rohu)
Lineage: Eukaryota; Metazoa; Chordata; Actinopteri; Cypriniformes; Cyprinidae
Product: putative nuclease HARBI1
Exons: 1
Coding region: 1-1068 (355 amino acids)
Source: RefSeq, a predicted model, not a curated record